GGGGGGGGGGGGGGGGGGCUCCACUAACUAUCCAUCGGCGUACAUUGGCCACUGAUGCCCGUGCGGAGUUGUUUUCCGUAACUUCUUCAGGAUACAACGUGCCGACAGCCGACCGGGCCUCCUCCUGUGCUCCUUAAAUAAUCGCCCUUCGGCCUGCCGUCUGUCUGUGCCGGGUUCUCUUAUCUCUUCCCUGCCUUCGCCGAAAAAAAGCUGGACACUGUUAGUGAUUCGUUAGGCCGACAUGUGGAACCAACUCUGUUUUGUGAUUCUCGUGGCGUUUCAGACCCUUGGGUGGAGUAGGGCCGAGGUCGUUGGGAUAACGCAUUUGGAUACUGACCCGAUUUGGAGUCUCGGGCCUGCUGCAAUCAACUUCCGAGCCAGCCAAGCGGCGGCUCUGACGACGUUCCUGGAUAUGCAAUAUGCCACAUGGUGGGGCGCUAACGGAACACUGAGAGUUGCCCGUCGUCUCCUGCACCCAACGGGUGACUGGCAAAUAACGGCCGUGAACGGACAAAUUGAUGCCUCAAAUGCCGGUGAAACAGCGUUCACAACCACAUCGUAUGCCGAAUUGUCGGUCGCUACCGAACACACUCCCAACAUAGCCAUAUCGGCCAUCGAUGGACGCAUCCACCUUAGCUUCAACGGCGGCGGAACUGUCAUUAAUUACAUCGCCAGCGAGUCCGGCCUUGCGCUCGCCAGUGGCAAGAAAAAAUCCUGGCACUGGGGCCGCUUCUCCAGCACAAUGACCACCCUGAACGGCACGGCGCUGCCAGCCAAUCCACUUUUCCCACGGUUCAUUGUCACGGGCAAUACGGUCCAGCUGUACUACAUGCCAGGUGCAUUCAAUGGAAACAGCUCGGUAGAAUUGGCCGAGUACAGCAACACGACGAUGAAAUGGGUUUCCCUCGGCAGGUUUGUGAGCUGGGACGGCUCGUACACGACCCCGACAACAUACACACCACUCUCCUCCACCACAACCAAGACAUCCACAGCACGGUCCCUUCUCCCUCACGGCAUUCUCAUGAAAAACAACCGGCUCCACCUAUAUGGCGUCUGGGCCGAAAACGCCUACGUCUCCUGCGCCGGGUACAGUGGCAUAAACAACCACGACACCGUCUAUGUCUACUCGGACGAUUGGGGCCGCACGUGGAAAACCGCCGCAGGCACCACCGUCGGCAUCACCGGCUCCACCACCCUCAUCAGAGUCAGCACCACCGGCAUCAUCGCCGACGCCCAGUUGGCCGACCGCGCUAUCCGCAACGGCGAAUCCAUGGAAGUCGACAACAACGGCCGUCCCAUGGGCCUCAGCUCCUACGUCGACCCCUCCUACGUCGCCUGCGCAAACUACUCUCACCGUGCAACGUACGCCCAACCGUUCCUCAUCGCCCGCGCAGCAACGGGCACAUCCCACACACGCAUCCCCGUCCCCUUCCUCAUUGGCCGCGUCGGGAUGAGUACUGUCGUUGUCGAUGACCGCAACAACGCCUACGUGCUUAUGAGCGGGUUGCGAGUUGUACGUGCGACGGCUGCGAGCGGGUACACGGACUGGAAGAUGAUGUGGAAUGGCGCGAACGAAGGGCUCCUGUCGGUGACGGACCCGACAGUGGAUCGGGCAAGGAUUCAGGCUGAUGGGGUCAUUUCGAUACUGUAUCAGUCGACCAAGGGCAUCUCGGUUAUCGAUAUUGCCAUGUAUUGAGUUGGGGCGGGAGGAAUCGAGCCGGGGGUUGCGGGUGGGGGUCUGGGUGGGGG
Molecule: messenger RNA, 1749 nt
Organism: Fimicolochytrium jonesii
Lineage: Eukaryota; Fungi; Chytridiomycota; Chytridiomycetes; Spizellomycetales; Powellomycetaceae
Exons: 3
Coding region: 242-1696 (484 amino acids)
Source: RefSeq, a predicted model, not a curated record